This is a messenger RNA of Pangasianodon hypophthalmus (striped catfish), 1117 nucleotides long. RefSeq names its product receptor for activated C kinase 1 (gene rack1). Bases 113 to 1063 code for a protein of 316 amino acids. The record is from RefSeq and is a predicted model, not a curated record. Gene Ontology annotation, cellular component: nucleus; cytosol. The transcript is spliced from 8 exons. Gene Ontology annotation, molecular function: ribosome binding; protein kinase C binding; translation regulator activity. Gene Ontology annotation, biological process: positive regulation of protein phosphorylation; rescue of stalled cytosolic ribosome. Lineage: Eukaryota; Metazoa; Chordata; Actinopteri; Siluriformes; Pangasiidae.
GUGUGAUGAGUUCUUUUCCUGUGGCUGUAGAGUGAGAGGUGCGGAGAGGAUUCAGCUCUCCGGUGCAAUCCGGCUCCAUCCACCUGUUAGGUUAUUAUAAAAGUUGGGUAAAAUGACGGAGCAGAUGACACUGAGAGGCACACUGAAGGGCCACAGCGGAUGGGUCACUCAGAUCGCCACCACGCCGCAGUUUCCCGACAUGAUCCUGUCCGGUUCCCGGGACAAGACCGUCAUCAUGUGGAAGCUGACCCGAGAUGAGACGAACUAUGGCAUCCCCCAGCGCGCUCUGAGGGGACACUCGCACUUCGUGAGCGACGUCGUGAUCUCCUCCGAUGGCCAGUUUGCUCUGUCCGGCUCGUGGGACGGCACUCUGCGCCUCUGGGACCUGACAACUGGCACGACGACUCGCCGCUUUGUCGGCCACACCAAAGAUGUCCUGAGCGUGGCUUUCUCUGCUGAUAACCGUCAGAUCGUGUCUGGCUCCAGGGAUAAAACCAUCAAGCUGUGGAACACCCUGGGAGUGUGCAAGUACACCAUCCAGGAUGAAAGCCACACGGAGUGGGUGUCCUGCGUGCGAUUCUCCCCAAACAGCAGCAACCCCAUCAUCGUGUCCUGCGGCUGGGACAAGAUGGUCAAGGUGUGGAAUCUCGCCAACUGCAAGCUGAAGACGAACCACAUCGGCCACACGGGUUACCUGAACACCGUCACCGUGUCUCCCGACGGCUCACUCUGCGCAUCCGGAGGAAAGGACGGACAGGCCAUGCUGUGGGAUCUGAACGAGGGGAAGCACUUGUACACUCUGGAUGGAGGAGACAUGAUCAACGCCCUCUGCUUCAGCCCCAACCGCUACUGGCUCUGUGCUGCCACCGGCCCCAGCAUCAAGAUCUGGGACCUCGAAGGGAAGAUCAUCGUCGAUGAACUAAGACAGGAGGUGAUCACCAACAGCAAGGCUGAGCCCCCACAGUGCACUGCUCUGGCCUGGUCUGCUGAUGGACAGACGCUCUUUGCUGGCUACACUGACAAUCUGAUCAGAGUGUGGCAGGUCACCAUUGGAACGCGAUAGAAGGAUUUUCUAAAGUUUGAAUUUUGAAUUAAAAAAAAAAAAUUUUUAAAAACA